Molecule: messenger RNA, 789 nt
Organism: Misgurnus anguillicaudatus (oriental weatherfish)
Lineage: Eukaryota; Metazoa; Chordata; Actinopteri; Cypriniformes; Cobitidae
Gene: coa3a
Product: cytochrome C oxidase assembly factor 3a
Biological process (GO): mitochondrial respiratory chain complex IV assembly
Cellular component (GO): mitochondrial inner membrane
Source: RefSeq, a predicted model, not a curated record
CGUUUACGUCACAGUGACAGCGCUUCUAACAUGGCUGACAAGAGUAGUCAAGGGGACCCAAAGCCUGAAGCCAAUUUUGCAAAGAGAAUAGACCCUACAAAGGAAGAACUCAGUAGGGAACAACUGCAAUUUAUCCGACAAGUGGAAAUGGCCCAAUGGAAGAAGAAAACAGAGAAGCUCAGGGGUCGAAACGUUGCGACAGGACUCGCCAUCGGAGCUGUAGUACUUGGCAUUUACGGCUACACUUUCUACUCUGUAUCACAGGAGAAAAUAAUGGAUGAGAUAGAUGAAGAAGCAAGGAUUGCUAAAAUACACACUUCGAAGACAGGAGCCAACUGAACUGUCAUCUGUUUAUCUCUGCAUAUACUACAAAAAAUAACACAAGAAUGUUGCACUUGGCAUCCCUGACGGUCACCGAUGACUGCAAUUCAAACCGACGGCCAACAGAGGGCAGCAGAUACAUUUAACAAUUCCUCAUACCUGGAGACUCUUUAACACAUAAAUCUAGCCUGUGUUCAGUUGAAAUGAAAUAAUCAUUUGUCUUGACCGUAAAUAUUUUUCAUGGACUAUGGUAAUUCCGUGUUAUUGUAGAAACAUGGAAAGUGAAAUUCAUAAUAUCCACUGUUAUUAUGAUUUCUGCAGUAAUUACAUGUCAGCUUUACUGGAAGUUCUGCUUUAGGCACAGAUAUAUAAAUAAAUCAAUUAAUUUAAAAGAUUUGCAGCAAUUUGUUGUAAAAAUGUUUUUGUUUUGCCUUUUUUAUAAACACAAUAAAUGUGUCCUGAAUAUUA